UACAUAUCUGUGUCUCUGCCUCACUGAUAUAUAUAUAUGUGUGUGUGUGUGUCCUCCCAAUCUGAUUCACCAGGAAACACUCGGCUGCAGCUAUGGAAGCAAGGCCUCUGGCGGUGUUUUGGGCACUCUGUGCUGCACUCUUGGCAGCAUGUCAUGGCUGUUCUACAGGAAAGGAGUUCAUCACCACAUUUCUUCCUAACGCAAGGAGUGACAGUAGAAAUGAUCAUCGCCUCCACGUGGUUCUGACGGCUCAGGGCUCUGAAGCCGAUGUUAACAUACAGGUGGCUUCGGUGAAAUUCAACACGCAGCUGAGACUCUCGCCACGUGAAAGCCGUUGGGUUUCUCUGCCUUGUGGAGCCGAGCUGCAGAGGGAAUUUGUCAACGCCAACUCAGCUGUUCGAAUCUCAUCCAGUACUGCGAUCUCUGUGGUCUCUUUCAACCGCCGCUUUGCCACAGGAGACGGCGGCGUGGUUUCCCCAACCAAAGAGCUGGGCACUGACUACUUUGUGUUCACACCCUCAACAGGCAAUAGUAUGGACAAUGUAUUUGCUAUCGUCAAUGGCAAUAACCAGAACCAGAUCACCAUCAUACCUGAUGCCAACGUAAGGCUAACAGGGGGGACGAGGUGGCAGCGUGGGACGCCGGUGGCCAUUGUCCUUGCACCCUAUGCCUCCUACCUCGUCAGAAGUCAAGACACUUUGACAGGCACACGGAUCCGGUCCCAGCAGCCUGUAGCUGUGCUAGCGGGCAACCAGUGUCUGUCGCUGGGUGGUCGGUGUGAACAUGUGUAUGAACAGCUCCCCGCUGUUACAAGCCUGGGUAUGGAAUACAUUGUACCCAGGACCGGCACGGCUAUGGCCACAGACUAUGCAGUGAUAGUAGCGGUUGAAGACAACACAGAGGUGACACAGCACUCGAGGAAACAGAGGCUGAGCACCGCCGGGGACGCCACCAUUAUUAAACUGAUCUCAAAACACCCACUGGUUGUCAAGAGUAACAAGAACGUUAUGGUGCUGCUUGUUAGCGACAACAAGCCAUUUGACCCUUUUCUAAUAACACUGACCCCUACCUCCAAGUUUGCCACGGAUUGGGCGGUGGAGACAAUGGGUGAACUUCCCAGCACUGUUGUUAUUCUGUCAGAGAAGGAGGGGGCCGGCAGUGUGAAGGUGUGUGUGAAGGAGGGACAGUGUCACUCACCUAAGUGGCAAAACUUCUUGGACGAUAAGCAGUGGGUGUGGUCCAACGUUGCAGUGGGGACACUUCAGAGUCAUGUGACAGUGGAAGGGGACGCCCGUAUGGCAGUCUACGCCCAUGGUGGUAAAUCACGCCACGCAUAUGGCAUUGCUGGAGUUUGUUCCGAAGAGACUCCACUUCCUCCAACACCCACAGAUCCCUGUGAACAGGUCAAAUGUGGUGUAAAGGAAAGUUGUGUGAAGGGAAAGUGCGUCCAUGUUUCUACGGCAACCUGCCACGCGGUUGGUGACCCCCACUACUUGACAUUUGAUGGCCGACGCUUUGAUUUCCAGGGUACCUGCACUUACAUCAUGACAACAGUUGUGACGACGGCAUCCGACCUUCUGCCGUUCACUGUGACGACCACGAACAACCACCGUGGCAACAGCCGAGUUGCUUUUGUGAGGAGCGUUACCGUCAGUGUUCAAAAUCAUACAAUAAUCAUCGGCAGUCAAAGAGGACAAGUACAGGUGAAUGGAGAGCUUCAGUACUUGCCAGUCUCUUUGUUGGGAGGCAAGGUCUCCAUAAAGCAGAGCGGAAUCUAUGCUACACUCACCACAGACUUUGGUCUGAAUGUUAAGUAUGACUGGAACAUGAGACUGUACAUCACAGUGCCGUCUUCCUACUAUCAACGCCUUGGAGGCCUGUGUGGAAACUACAAUGGAGACAGGAGCGACGACCUACCUGAACCUAAAGGCUCCAGUAUAUCCGCUGUGCUGACCAUGAUCCAGAAGUGGAAGACCAAAACGUCCGAUCUGUUCUGUCAUGAUAACUGUGCCGGUCACUGUCCCGAGUGUUCGCAGCAGCAGCAGGCCCGCUUCAACCAUCCUGACUUCUGUGGGAUUCUGACAAAAGCAGAUGGGCCAUUUUCAGCCUGCCACAACAAGGUCGACCCCUCUAUGUAUCUGGACAACUGUGUCUACGAUGUCUGUGUCAAUAAAGGCGCCAAACAGAUUCUCUGUGAUAACCUGAAGAGUUAUGCUGAUGCCUGCAUGUCAGAGGAUGUGAAAGUCAACCCUCAGUGGAGAAUGAUUACCAAAUGCUUCCUUUCUUGUCCCGAAGGAAGCCAUUACGAGGCUUGUGGGUCCCCCUGUCCCGCCUCCUGUGUGUCCCCGGACAGCGAGAAGCUGUGUAAAGGCCCCUGUGUGGAGGGGUGCCGGUGUGACGAUGGACUGGUGCUAAGUGGAGACAGAUGUGUUCCUCUGCGUAACUGUGGAUGUCAGUAUAAGGGCAGUUAUUACCCAGCAGCCUCCACUUUCUGGGGUGAUAACACCUGCACCACCAAGUGUGAAUGCCUUGGAGGAAACGCCAAGUGCAAACCAGUCACCUGUAAGAAGACGGAGCACUGUGCCCUGGAGGGCGGCGUCAGGGACUGCUACCCGACAUCCCAUGCAACGUGCCAAGGCUCUGGGGACCCCCACUACCAGAGCUUUGACGGACGGCGGUUUGAUUUCCAGGGCACUUGCACCUACAUCCUGUCCCAACACACCAAGGGACUGGACCAGGACCUGGAGCCGUUUCAAGUGCUGGUCCAAAAUGAGAACAGAGGCCGUAACAAGGCUGUGGCUUACACCAAGUCUGUCUCCCUUACUGUAUUUGGUAACCUCACUGUCAGCAUGAGUCGCGCCGAUGCGGGGAGAAUGGUGGUGAACAGCCGGCCUGUGAACCUGCCCUACUCCACUGAAGAUGGAAAGCUCUCCCUCUUCCAGCGUGGCUACUUUGGCCUUGUCACCACAAAUUUCGGUUUGACGCUCAAAUUCAACUGGAACAGCCACGUCAUCUUGACUUUACCGAGUUCAUUCUCUUCUGCUACUGGAGGCUUGUGUGGAAAUUACAAUGGAAAACCUGGCGAUGACUUACAGAAACCUGACGGCACCCAGACGACACACGUGAGCUCCUUCGGAGACAGCUGGAAGGCAGGAGGAGACCUUGGCUGCACCAGUGACUGUCCUGCUGGUAAAUGUCCAGAGUGUGAGCCGGCGCUGAUAUCACGUUACCAAGAGCGGCGCUACUGCGGCAUCAUCGCCGACAAGCUGGGACCGUUUGGACAGUGUCACAGCAAACUGGACCACAGCUCCUACCUCACGGACUGCGUCUUUGAUUUGUGCGCGUAUCAAGGCCACGCCUCCGCCCUCUGCAACAGCCUAUCGACUUUCAGCACCUCUUGUCAAGAGGCGGGAGCGAAAGUGGGGAGUUGGAGAACCGAACAAUUCUGUCCUCCGUCGUGUGGGGCAAACAGCCACUAUGAGAUGUGUGCCCCCACCUGCCAGCUGACCUGCAGCGGCCCUCAAGCUGGCUGCGACGGGAACGCGCUCUGCACGGAAGGCUGCGUGUGCGAUGACGGAUUCCUGCUGAGUCACGAUAAGUGUGUGUCUCUAGCAGAGUGUGGCUGUCAGUACCGAGGACAGUAUUAUCAAAAUGGACAGGUGUUCUAUCCACGAGAGUCAUGUGACACCCGGUGUGUGUGUUCAGAAGGUGGGCAAGUACAGUGUGAUCCGAAAUUCCGCUGUUCAGCCAAUGAGAUGUGUGUCGUGAAAGGGGGCGUGGCCUCCUGUUCUCCCAAGAGCAUCGGCUCCUGUUCUGUGAGCGGCGUCAGAAACGUCAGAUCCUUUGACGGACAGGCGUAUCCUCUGUGGGGAAACUGCUUGUUCAUGUUGGCAGAAGUGGAGGAGGUUGAAGGAGGGAUGGAAGCCUUCUCUGUGUUCGUACGGCAGCAAACCUAUAAGGACGGCACGGUUUCUCGCAGUGUGGCGCUCCAUGUUUACGACAUGAAGAUCACUAUGGAGACUGGGGUUGUUUGGGAAAUCAAGGUUGAUGACAUCAGAGUUUCCCUUCCCGUGUCACUGGCUAACGGACAAGUGCGAGCACAUCAAAAUGGCAUCAACAUCAUAGUCGAAACUGACUUUGAUCUGAAGCUGACCUACGACAGCGUAGCGGGUGUGAUCCUACAAAUCCCAUCCACCUAUAGCGGCUCGCCCCGAGGUCUCUGCGGCAACUACAACGGCAAGCCGUCCGACGACCUGGCGGGCAAGCAGCCAGGGGACACGUCAGCAGCUUGGGCCGUGACGGAGGACGAUACGUCUUGUGACACGAGCUGCGGUGCCGGUUCCUGCCCUGAGUCAGACGAGCAGAAGGUCCCGGAAGCCAAAAAGGCCUGUGACGUCAUCAAAGCCCAGCAGGGCCCAUUUGCAGGCUGCCACGCAACAGUGUCCCCAACUCCCAACUACGAUGCUUGUGUCAGGGAGAUGUCCACAGGCAAAGGGGGCGCAGACGUCCUGUGUCGUCACCUCCAGAAUUAUGUCACAGCGUGUCAACUUGCCGGCGCCAACAUAAGCAAAUGGAGGAGCGACACUUUCUGUCCUUUGAAGUGUCCAGCAAGAAGUCACUAUGAGCUGUGCUCCACUUCCUGCUCCUCCACGUGCUUCUCUCUGCAGGAGUCGGGGCCCUGCCCGGCCUGCCAGGAAGGAUGCCAGUGUGACGACGGCCUCAUGUCCGACGGAGGCCGCUGUGUUCCUGUUGAGCAAUGUGGCUGCGUGGUGGAUGGACAAUAUUACGGGACGGGUGAAUCAAUAGUACGGGAGGACUGCUCGGAGCGCUGUGUCUGCCAGUCUGGAAUCUUCAGCUGCAACUCCACAAGCUGCAAACAGAAUGAGGAAUGUCGCAACAUCAAUGGAACCCUCGGCUGCUACUUCAAAGACCCGUGUGCGCAGGUUGCGUGCAGAGUGAAGGAGCACUGUAAGGUGUCAGAAGGCCAAGGAGUGUGUGUUCCUGAUUCCAAGGCCCAGUGCUGGUCUUUCGGCGACCCGCAUUACAGCACAUUUGACAAAUUCACCUACUCGUUCCAGGGAACCUGCAGCUACGUCCUCGUUAACACCACAGGUCUUGACCCCUCCCUGCCACAAGUAACUGUGACCACCAAGCAUGAGCUCCGUGGGAACUUUAAAGGUUCCUUUGUGCGUUCAGCCACGGUGGAGAUGUUGGGCCAUCAAAUAACCAUCCCAAGCACCAACCGAGGGGUCGUAUUGGUUGACGGUAUUAACACGGUGCUUCCUGUCAUUCUUGAGCAAGGCAGCCUUUCCAUAACACAAUCUGGAAUCAAAGGGAUAAUCCAGACUAAUAUUGGCGUCGAAGUUACUUUUGAUUGGUCCACGUUGGUCAUGGUGUCCCUCAGCAGCAGCUACUUUGGUAACGUUAAUGGACUCUGUGGCAACUACAACGACGACAAGAAGGAUGAACUUACGACAGCAAGCGGCAUUCCGGCUGUCAACUUAACGCAGUGGGCGGCGACGUGGAGCGUCGAGGACAACGACCCAUUCUGUUACCAUUACUGUGAAGGCGUGUGUCCUCAGUGCUCGGAGAAGGACCGCACACGGUACACUGGUCCAGACUACUGUGGGAUCUUGAGUGACAAGAAGGGGCCUUUCUCUAGUUGCCAUGGCAGCGUCCCCGUAGCAGAGGUUGUGUUGGACUGUUUGUAUGACGUCUGCGUCAGUGAAGGCCGGCGAGAAGUCCUGUGUGAGGCCCUGAGCAGCUACCUCGCCGAGUGCCAGGAGGCCGGGGCGUCUGUGUCGCCGUGGAGACAACUGGCCAACUGCUCUGUUGCGUGUCCAGCCCACAGCCAAUACAAGCUGUGCGGCUCGGCGUGUCCCCCCACCUGUGGUCCUCAGCCGGACAUCUGCCCCAAGGUCUGCGUGGAAGGCUGCUUCUGUGACCCGGGAUACGUGCUCAGUGGAGGACAGUGUGUUGUCAAGGAGGAGGGCUGUGGCUGUAACCACGACAACCGUUACUACCUGCCAGGUGCCACGUUCUGGUCCAACUCGCUGUGUCAGGAGAAAUGUACGUGUGACGCAGAGACACGGAAGGUGAAGUGCAAGCAGGCAAGCUGCCGGACCGGAGAGCAGUGCGGCGUCGUGGACGGAGUCCGAGACUGUUACCCAGUCAGCUUCAAGACCUGCAGCGCGCGCGGAGACCCGCACUUCAGCUCCUUCGAUGGACGCAGGUUCGACUUCCAGGGGAACUGCGUGUACCGGCUGGCCGGCACGUGUGGAGACCACGCGGGUCUGACUCCCUUUGAGGUCAACCUGGAGAACAACAACCGCGGCAACAAGAGAGUGUCUUAUGCUAAAGUGGUGUCUGUUAAUGUAUAUGGCAGCACGUACACACUGUCAGUGGACCACCCAGGGAGAGUGCUGGUUAAUGGGCUUGAAAACGUCUUACCCUUAUCAAAUCCAUCCAUUCCGUCGGGGGUCCAUGUUUCUAUGAGAUACAGACAAGCUGUCAUUGAAACCAGCUUUCUGAAGGUCUCGUUUGACUAUGAGAGUGCAGUGAGGGUGGACCUGGCGACUAGUUAUCAAAAUGCGACCUGUGGUCUUUGUGGAAACUUCAACAAAGACCCUGCUGAUGACCUGAUGUUGCCAAACGGGAAGCUGGCCUCCAACGCCAAUGAGUUUGGGAUGAAGCAGUGGGUGGCGGACGCUGCGGGCUGCUCCCGUGACUGUAAAGACUGCGCCCAGCCGCUGCCGCCCGACUUCAAACCACCCGCCAACGCGUCGGUCUGUGAUGUCAUAACAGCAAAGGACGGGCCCAUGGCCGACUGCUUAGGCCGAGCAGACUCCAAGCAGUACCACGACGACUGCGUCUACGACAUGGUGCUCAGCGAAGGCAGGGAGCAGGCGGCCUGCGCCAUCAUCAGCGACUACGUCGACGAGUGUCAGAGACACAAAGGCUCCGUGAAGGCAUGGCGGACGAAGUCCCUCUGCCGGAUGCAGUGUGGUGCAAAUAGUGUGUACAGUGUGGCGGCUCCCGGAUGCCCGGCCAGCUGCACUUCUCCGUCUCCACCCGCCAAGUGUGAGUUCGCGCCCAGCGAGGGCUGCGUGUGUGACCCCGGCUACGUGCUGAGUCAGGGUGACUGCGUGCCACUCGCUGAGUGCGGCUGCAAAUUCAGCGGCCAGUACGUCGUGUCGGGUCAAAAGUUCUACGCCGACUCAGCCUGCCGGCGCCUGUGUGCGUGCAGCGGUGGGAGGGUGGCCUGCGAGGACAAACCCUGCAAAGGAAAGACGAGCUGCGGCGUGCAGAAUGGUGUGAGGGGUUGUUACGCAUAAGCAUGUAGCAUGUUUGGUGACGCCUCAAAAUAAUGUCUGAAUUAAAGCCUUUUUUUCAUUGCAAUCAAAUGAUCGGCCGGCAUUCACUGAAAUGUGGAAUACAUCAUGAUGGUGGUGCUUGUAAACCACCCUGCUUACAAAACACCUUAUUUCCUAACAAUGUAUUCCAGGUCAUAACACACUAAAAUUACUGUCUUUUACUGUUACAACUAAAACCACUUUAUUAAUUCUGCUUUAUUUGCAUAGUAUGGGAUCAUUGCAACUGUGGAUGAUAACAGUAUGUAAUGUUUGUAAAUCACUACUCACAGUACAUUUCAGUCCUAACUAAUCAUUCCUUUUCUAAUGGUCAUUAAAAGUGUGUCAGCAACUC
Messenger RNA from Gasterosteus aculeatus aculeatus (three-spined stickleback), 7704 nucleotides. Its product is annotated as IgGFc-binding protein. Lineage: Eukaryota; Metazoa; Chordata; Actinopteri; Perciformes; Gasterosteidae. Gene Ontology annotation, cellular component: extracellular matrix. Gene Ontology annotation, molecular function: protein binding. The record is from RefSeq and is a predicted model, not a curated record.